Messenger RNA from Cinclus cinclus, 639 nucleotides. RefSeq names its product WAS/WASL-interacting protein family member 3-like. The transcript is spliced from 2 exons. The coding region runs from base 1 to 639 and encodes 212 amino acids. The record is from RefSeq and is a predicted model, not a curated record. NCBI's taxonomy places the organism in Eukaryota, Metazoa, Chordata, Aves, Passeriformes, Cinclidae.
AUGAGGCUUAACCCCGCCCCGCAGCCGGGUGGGCAGGCAGCCAGCCAGGCGGGCCCCUGCCCGCGGAGCCCCCCCCACCCCGAGCGCCCGCAGCUGUUCCAGCCGGAGCUGCUGGAAAGCGGCCACGCUCCCCAGACUUUGUCUCCCUCGCACACAGCGCUGAACUCUGCUCCCUCCCUCCUCCCUCCCAUCCCCAGGGGCGCUCGCGGCUCCCCCCACCUCCACCGCCCCAAGCCGCAGACGCGCGGCGGGGGGAAGGGGGAGAGCUCCCGCCGCCUCCCCGGGGGAUCCACGGCGCUCCGGGAGAGCGACCGCCGACGGGGCGGGCACCGAGCGCUGCCCCCGGAGCCGCGUCCGGCGGAGCGCAGCCCGUUUAAACUUCCUGCUCCCGGCCCGGCUGGGAAGGGGACGAGGAGCCCGGCCGGACUCAGCCCCUCGACACACACAACAGCUGGAGCUGUCAAAACUUCCUCCGCUCGGCCUCGGCCCCCGCCGCCUCCGCCGCCGCCGCCCGCUCCUCCUCCGCCCCCGGGGGCUCUGCGCGGGGGGAGGGCGCAGGGCCAGGGUACAAUGAAGCGGCGGCCGCCGCAGCCGGGCAGCGCAGCAGCCGGAGCCGCCGCCAGCGCCCGGGGCCUCUAA